Molecule: messenger RNA, 1178 nt
Organism: Vigna radiata var. radiata (mung bean)
Lineage: Eukaryota; Viridiplantae; Streptophyta; Magnoliopsida; Fabales; Fabaceae
Product: putative fasciclin-like arabinogalactan protein 20
Exons: 1
Coding region: 53-1036 (327 amino acids)
Source: RefSeq, a predicted model, not a curated record
AGGGUUCAAUAGUAGAAAGUUCCAAAAUCCCGCCAAAUCUCGAGGUUCAUCAAUGGCGUCCUCGCUCGCGCUCCUCUUCUUCAUCACAGUCUUAUCCCCUCUCUGCCAUGCACUACCGCGCGAAGCCGUAUUUGACGCCGCCGAUGUACUCUUGGAUUCAGGAUUCGUGUCUAUGGCCCUAACACUAGAAGUCGUUGCCGAAAGGCUUCUAGAGCAGUCUCCUUCUGCCACCGUCUUCGCUCCCUCCGAUUCCGCGUUCAAGAAAUCUGGCCAGCCGUCCCUUGACCUCCUCCGCUUCCACCUCGCGCCGCUCCCGCUCACCCCGUCCAGUCUCCNCCUCCUAAGCGCCGGCGCAAGGAUCCCGACAAUGCUUCCCGGCCAGUCUCUCACCGUCACAACCUCUCCAUCCGAUCGCGCAAGCUCCAUUAACAACAUAAAACUCACGCCAUCGCCAAUCUACGACGAUGGUUUUCUUUUAGUCUACGGCAUUAACAGGUUCUUUGAUCCUAACUUUCAAUUUAACGGUCAAGAUCCUAGUUCUGGUUCGAACUCCUCCUGUUCUGCCAAGAACCGCAGCGCUGGUGCUUCCGAUUCCUUUGACGGAGCCAUCCAAACCCUAAAAAGUGGUGGAUACUCCGCUGUGGCUUCGUUUCUUGGAAUGCAGCUGUCCGGUGUCGCGGAGCAAAGCGGAAUCACUGUGUUCGCUCCGGCGGACGAUUCGGUGAUGAACCGCAUAGGCGAUUUCAACCAGUAUCCUUCGUUCUUUCGCCGGCACGUCGUACCUUGCCGGUUUCUGUGGAACGAUCUCGUGAAUUUCGGCGACGGAUUUCUGUUGCCGACGUUCUUGGAUGGAUUCAACAUCAACAUCACCAGAUCUGACGGCGGCGUUUUGAUUCUUAACGGAGUUCCGGUGUUCUUUCCUGAUAUAUUCUUUAACGACAGGGUCGUGGUUCACGGUGUUAGCGAUAUUCUGGUGGCACAAGGCAAUGCCUUUCAAGAAAAGGAGAAAAACCUGUUUGACCCUUUUGAAUUUUGAGGAUGUGUAAAAUUUCGCGACCGUCACUUUUAGCGUAGUGGUUGUUAUUGCAAAGACUACUACUUUUUUGUUUUGCAUGUGUGAUGAAGAAAUUCACUUAGAUAUGUCGUCAUCAUCAUGCUUUCAUUUCUUCUAUUUGACU